Molecule: messenger RNA, 1593 nt
Organism: Colletotrichum abscissum
Lineage: Eukaryota; Fungi; Ascomycota; Sordariomycetes; Glomerellales; Glomerellaceae
Product: carboxylesterase
Exons: 3
Coding region: 1-1593 (530 amino acids)
Source: RefSeq, a predicted model, not a curated record
AUGCGUUCUCUGUUGGCGGUAACGAGCCUGGCCAUCCUGGCAUUGAGCGACAGUUAUGCAACUGCAUCAUCAACAGUCAGAUGCAAUGCUACAGACUUGCACACCGUGUCCACCUCGAACGGACUGAUUACCGGUCACCCGGCGUCGAACAGCUCCGAUGUUCUCGAGUUUCUCGGGAUUCCCUAUGCGAAACCUCCAGUCGGCGACCUGCGAUUCGCUCAACCGCAGAGGUUCAGAGGCAAUGAGUCGUUUGAAGCAUCUCACUUCGGCUUCGACUGCCCACUUUCGCCCUCUCGCCAAGUUGACUACCCGAACAUGACAGCCCAAGCGCAGCGUAUCAUUGGAUAUUUCGCUUCUGCUGCCGGGACGCCCCAAAGCGAGGACUGCUUGACAUUGAACAUCUGGACAAAGCCAACAGCCAAAGCUCUCACCGCUACCAAGCCAGUCAUUGUCUUCUUUUACGGUGGACGUUUUGCCAUUGGCAACACCAACAGUCCUUUCUACAAUGGCAAGUACUUUGCAGAUGCCCAAGAUGUUGUCGUAGUCACAGUCAACUACCGCAUCAACAUCUUCGGGUUCCCAGGUGCCCCGGGUCAGCCUCAGAAUCUCGGCUUGAGGGACCAACGCGCGGCCGUAGAAUGGGUCCGCGAUAACAUUGCCGGCUUCGGCGGUGAUCCAGAAAAAAUCACUAUCGCGGGCCAGUCCUCAGGCGGUGUCGCCGUGGACUACUGGUCAUAUGCCUACAUCAAAGAUCCCAUCGUAAACGGCCUCAUUGCACCGUCUGGCAAUGCCUUCAGCUUCCCGCUCAACAGCCCAAAUGUGACUGUGCGAAACUGGAACACCGUGGUCGCGGCUGUGAAUUGCACCAAUACUACUGAUACUAUGGCAUGCAUGCGAAGUCGGAAAUGGGAGGAUAUCAAAGCUGCAGCUGCUGCCAUCAGGCCGGCGUCAUCCAGCAGCGUUCUUCGCGGUAUUCCACCGUUCUAUCCUUCGGUGGACAACAAAAUAGUCUUUCCUGACUACGUCUCAUUGACACAAUCUGCCCAAUUUGCCAAGCUGCCGAUUCUCUUUGGGAACAACCACAACGAAGAUGGAUACUACAGAAUUCCGGCGUACGGCAACGGCGUGAUCCCGACACAGGCGCAAGUCGAAUCAUUUCUGCUGGAAUCCUUCACCUGUCCGAACUCUCACCAGGGCCAGGCCCGUUCAGAUAACAAAGUCCCUGCGUGGGUCUACCGAUACUUCGGAGAUUGGGAUAACACAAGACUCUUCCCGACAAGUGGCGCGUACCAUGGCGUCGACUUGCACAUGAUCUUCGGCGCCUCAGGGGACGUGAGUGGAAUUCCGCCGUCCGAUCCGCAGAAGGAAACAACUGCACUCAUGCAGAGCGCAUGGGCGGCCUUUGCCAAUGAUCCGGCGGAUGGGUUGAGUUCGGUCCUCGGGUGGCCGAAGUUUGAUCAGAAGGAGGAGUCGCUGAUACUACUGGCACUUGAGAACAAUCCUGAGCCACAUUUUGUCAAGCCCAGCGCGUACGAUGCGCCGUGUUCUACAGUUACGUUGGGAGCGCUGGGAACUGCGGCACCCUCUUCAUGA